Molecule: messenger RNA, 5214 nt
Organism: Erinaceus europaeus (western European hedgehog)
Lineage: Eukaryota; Metazoa; Chordata; Mammalia; Eulipotyphla; Erinaceidae
Gene: PRDM15
Product: PR/SET domain 15
Exons: 24
Coding region: 150-3521 (1123 amino acids)
Biological process (GO): cell fate commitment; regulation of transcription by RNA polymerase II
Cellular component (GO): nucleus; cytoplasm
Molecular function (GO): DNA-binding transcription factor activity; histone deacetylase binding; RNA polymerase II cis-regulatory region sequence-specific DNA binding
Source: RefSeq, a predicted model, not a curated record
GGGAAGAUGGGGAGAGAGAGUGACAGAGAGACAGAGAUGCCCGCAGCCCUGCCUCGCCACUCCUGAAGCUUCCCCCUGCAGGUGGGGACCAGGGGCUGGAACUCAGGUCCUCGUGCGCCGCGACGUGUGCGCUCAGCUGGGUGUCCACGAUGGCCGAGGACGCCAGUGAGGAGAUCAUGUUCAUCUGGUGUGAGGACUGUGGCCAGUACCACGAUUCCGAGUGUCCUGAGCUGGGCCCCGUCGUCACUGUGAGGGACUCCUUCGUGCUGAGCAGGGCCAGGUCCUCCCUGCCCCCCAACCUGGAGAUCCGACGGCUGGAGGACGGGGCCGAGGGCGUGUUUGCCGUCACGCAGCUGGUCAAGCGCACGCAGUUCGGGCCCUUCGAGUCCCGGAGGGUGGCCAAGUGGGAGAAGGAGUCGGCCUUCCCGCUCAAGGUGUUCCCCAAGGACGGCCACCCCGUGUGCCUGGACACGUCCAGCGAGGACGAGUGCAACUGGAUGAUGCUGGUGCGGCCGGCGGCCGAGGCCGGGCAGCAGAACCUCACGGCCUACCAGCAGGGCGCCCACGUCUACUUCACCACCUCCCGCGACAUCCCGCCGGGCACCGAGCUGCGUGUGUGGUACGCCGCCUUCUAUGCCAAGAAGAUGGACAAGCCCGUGCUGCGCCCCGCCGGUGCCAGCCGCCCCGCUACAGGGAACCUUGAGAGCAGCACCCGGGCAUGUAAGGUGUGUGGCGCCGGCUUCACGGAGCUCCAGCUGCUGAAUGAGCACCUGCUGGGCCACGUGGAGCAAGCCAGGAGCCUCCCCCCUGCCGGCCCGCAGGAAGCCCCUCCCAAGAAGGAGCCCGAAGGACCCCGGGAGGAUGUGCCCCCGGCGGAGUCCCCCGCCACCCCCAAGGCCGCCGGCGCCCCCAGAGAGCAGAAGAAAAAGCCCCGAAGGGGGAGGAGACCCAGAGGCGCCCAGCCCGAGCAGCCUGCGGUGGUUGAGGGAGAGGCGGAGCCUGCCGAGCCCGUGGCCGAAGUCGUCCCCGAGGUCACCCCCCAGGAGCCCGUGACGGCGCCCCCGGGUGAGCGGCUCAUGGAGCUGGUCCUGGGGAAGCUGGUGCCCGGCGGUGACGCCCCCUCUGCAGCCAGGUGCCCCCCCCACGCGGGCGCCGGGCCCCUGAAGCGCAGCCUCCUCCUGGCCGGCCGCCACGGGCUGCGGCGCAAGCUGGGCCGGCAGCUGGGCGAGCACCGCCGGGUGCACCAGUGCGGCAUCUGCAGCAAGGCCUUUCAGAACAGCAGCAACCUCAGCCGCCACGUGCGCUCCCACGGGGACAAGCUGUUCAAGUGUGAGGAGUGCGCCAAGCUCUUCAGCCGCAAAGAGAGCCUGAAGCAGCACGUGUCCUACAAGCACAGCCGCAACGAGGUGGACGCCGAGUACCAGCACCGCUGCGGCACCUGUGAGAAGGCCUUCCGCAUCCAGAGCGCCCUGGACUUCCACAACUGCCGCACAGAUGACAAGACCUUCCAGUGUGAGCUGUGUCUGCGCUUCUUCUCCACCAACAGCAACCUGUCCAAGCACAGGAAGAAGCACGGCGAGAAGAAGUUCUCCUGCCAGGCGUGCGGCAAGCUCUUCUAUCGCAAGGACGUCAUGCAGGAGCACCAGCGCCGCCACCUGGACGGAGCCCGCAGGGUGAAGCGGGAAGAGCUGGAGCCCAGCGCCGAGAGCCUGGCGCGGUACAAGAAGGAGCCGUCAGGCUGCCCCGUGUGCGGCAAGGUCUUCUCCUGCCGCAGUAACAUGAACAAACACCUGCUCACACACGGGGACAAGAAAUACACCUGUGAGAUCUGCGGCCGCAAGUUCUUCCGUGUGGAUGUGCUGCGGGACCACAUUCACGUGCACUUCAAGGACAUCGCCCUGAUGGACGACCAGCAACGGGAGGAGUUCAUCGACAAGAUCGGCAUCUCCUCCGAGGACAACGAGGAGCACUCGGACGGGAGCACGGACUCCGGGCUGCACAAGUACAGCUGCAAGCGAUGCCAGCUGACGUUCGGCCGCGGCCGCGAGUACCUUCGCCACAUCAUGGAUGUGCACAAAGAGAAGGGUCACGGCUGCAGCAUCUGCCACCGACGCUUUGCCCUCAAGGCCACGUACCACGCGCACAUGGUCAUCCACCGGGAGAACCUGCCUGACCCCAACGUGCAGAAGUACAUCCACCCCUGCGAGAUCUGCGGCCGCAUCUUCAACAGCAUCGGGAACCUGGAGCGCCACAAGCUCAUCCACACAGGUGUGAAGAGCCACGCGUGCCAGCAGUGCGGGAAGACCUUCGCCCGCAAGGACAUGCUGAAGGAGCACAUGCGCGUGCACGACGACAUCCGCGAGUACCUGUGCGCAGAGUGCGGCAAGGGCAUGAAGACGAAGCACGCGCUGCGCCACCACAUGAAGCUGCACAAGGGCAUCAAGGAGUACGAGUGCCACCAGUGCCACCGCAAGUUCGCCCAGAAGGUCAACAUGCUCAAACACUACAAGCGGCACACGGGGAUCAAGGACUUCAUGUGCGAGCUGUGCGGAAAGACCUUCAGCGAGAGGAGCACCAUGGAGACCCACAAGCUCAUCCACACGGUGGGCAAGCGGUGGCCGUGCUCCGUGUGUGACAAGAAGUACGUGACCGAGUACAUGCUGCAGAAGCACGUCCAGCUGACGCACGACAAGGUGGAGGCCCAGAGCUGCCAGCUGUGCGGCACCAAGGUGUCCACGCGCGCCUCCAUGAGCCGCCACAUGCGCCGCAAGCACCCCGAGGUCCUGGCCGUGAGGAUCGAUGACCUGGAGCGCCUCCCCGAGACCACCACCAUCGACGCCUCCUCCAUCGGCAUCGUGCAGCAGCCGGAGCUGGGUCUGGAGCCGGACGCGGGAGAGGGGCGGCAGUCCAAGGCCGGGCGCCGCGGCCACAGGCGGAAGCACAAGGUGGAGGAGGGGGCGGCCGGUGCACCGGGCCCCGAGGACGCCGACGUGGGCGAGUUCCCGGACAAGGAGGCGGCCUUCCCGAGCGCCGGGGCUGAGGAGACCGACUCGGCCGUGCACAGCCUCCAGCAGGUGGUGGUGACCCUGGGCGAGCCCGGCGCGGGGCCGCCGUCCAGCUCCGUGGGCCUGACCAACAUCACGGUGACGCCCAUCACGUCGGCGGCCGGCUCGCAGUUCACCAGCCUGCAGCCCGUGGCCGUGGGCCCCCUGGCCGCCCCCGAGCGCCAGCUGCAGCUGGACAACUCCAUCCUCACCGUCACCUUCGACACGGUCAGCGGCUCGGCCGUGCUGCACCCCCAGCCUGAGGUGCCCGCCCCGCAGUCGGUGGCCCACUUCAUCAACCUCACCACCCUCGUCAACUCCAUCGCCCCGCUGGGCGAGCAGCACCCCCUGGCCUGGAGGGCCGUGCCCCCCUCGGACGCCCUGCCCGCGCCCCCACCCCAGGGCCCGCCGCCGCCCGCUGCCCCCGCCCAGACGCCCCCGGCCGAGCCCCCGCAGCAGCAGAUGUACAGCUACUGACCGACAGACGGACGGACGGGGCACCCACUCCACGCCGGGGACGCACGGAUGGGGACCGAACCCCCAAGUGGGCUGAGCGUCCGGCCCCCCGGCCCCGCAGCCUCUGCCGACUGAGCCGCGCGGGGGCCCCGGGCACCUGCCCCCACCCCCCGGAAGCACCAAGGACUGACAGAUGGACGGACGGACGGACGGGGGUGGGGUGUGUGCAGGGACGGCCGUGUCUCGGGCACCUGAGCGCUCCCACCCACUCCGGGCUGUGUGGCCCGCCACCCCCACCGGGUGCUCUGUCACCAGGGGCGACACACGGCACGGUCACCCGGCCGCUGGCGUCAGUGUGCAGAAGCUACCUCGACUCCGCCAAGCACCCUCCCCCCGUCCUCCGAGCUCCCCGGGCUGUGGGGUCCCCCAGUCAGCCCCCCCUGCCCCCCAUCUCUCCCGGGUGUCAGGGCCCUGGCCGGGUGGGGGGGCAUCUGCUGAGUCGCUUGCCGGAGUCUGCACUGGAGGGGGCCGCCCGGUGUGUCCCCUCAGCCUCCCCCACCCCAGCCACUCUCAGGACUCAGACGCCCCGACUGCGCCCCCCCCCCCCCAUGCUCGGGGACCCCUGUGUUCACUGGGCCGAGGGGAAGGUGACAUGUCACCUCCAGUCCACUGGAAGCCACGUCUCCAUCCCCAGAAUGUGUGGGUCUUCAGCCCCCACAGCCAGCCUUACUUGUCCCCGUGUCUCUGCCCCUCGUCCCCCAGGAGAGAUGAGUCCUGGGCGGGGGGCCUUCCUGACCCCCAGACCCAGGUGCAGACCUGGCCCCUGCCCCCAAGACUCAGUCCACCCCCAGCGGGGACCGAGCCGUCCUGACCUGCCGCCUGACAGGGGUACCAUCCGGGUUUUUAUUUAUGAUUAUUUUUCUUUAUUUAUGUAUAUAAUUCACUGCUUUUCUCGGCUCACCCAAUGGUCCUGGGCCAUGGGGGUGCAGCCUCUGGAACUUUGUCUCCUUCCUUGGAGACAAACUCACCGCCCAGGGUCCCGGAACUGUCCAGCUAUGGGAGCCCCCGGGCGCCUGAGCUAGGGAGGGGGAGGGGGCAGAGGGGCAGGGGUCCCGGGCCACUUUCCUCCUUUCUCCUGGCACCAUGGGCUCCUCUCCUGCCUCCCGGCCCGGGGUGAAGGAACAUUGAGAGGCCGGCUUGACUUUUUUUAAGUUCUGUUUGUGUCCGGAGUGUGAAGCUGCCGGCCACACUCCCCACGGAGCGCCCACUUCCCCAGGCCGGACAGUUCCAUGGUGUCUCAAAGAGGAAAAAGACGGGAAAGCAGAAAGCUGUGGAUUUGCGUCAAACAACCAGAGGGAGAGGAGGGAGGGAGAGUCAGCUGUUGUGGUGCCCGGGGCAGGUGGUGGGCAGGCGGGGGGGCAGGGGGGCCGGGCAGCAAGUCCUCUGCACCCCCAGACGCUUCCUGGGGGGCGGCUGGGACCCCUGACCCCGGCUGCCUGUGAAUUAAGGGGCAGUGAUCUGGGUCUCUGCAGAGCGGCUCCCGGGCUGCCGGACCCACUAGGGAACACUCCCGCCCAGCCAUCUGGCCCUUGGACCUACGGCCCCCCGGGGAAGAGGGGUCUCCUGGGGGUGACGACCACCUUGAGCAGCAAGCCUGCCCUCCCCCUCUGUCCUGUCGGCUUGUGUGACUAUCAAUAAAAGGUGCUGUCUCGGG